Molecule: messenger RNA, 2128 nt
Organism: Hevea brasiliensis (rubber tree)
Lineage: Eukaryota; Viridiplantae; Streptophyta; Magnoliopsida; Malpighiales; Euphorbiaceae
Product: eukaryotic translation initiation factor 3 subunit D
Exons: 2
Coding region: 117-1838 (573 amino acids)
Biological process (GO): translational initiation
Cellular component (GO): cytoplasm; eukaryotic translation initiation factor 3 complex
Molecular function (GO): translation initiation factor activity
Source: RefSeq, a predicted model, not a curated record
UAGUAGCGACUCCUAAAAAAUGAAAGCCUGUUAACCCGCUAGGGUUUUGUUUACCACUUCUCCAGUAUCAGCUAGGGUUUCAUUUAUCUUCACCGCUCUCUCUCCCUUCGUUAACAAUGGUAGGCGGCUUGGAAGUAGGCAACGUUCCCUUCAACCCCGACGGCUGGGGCCCUCCAGAUGCCACAACAGCCACCGCUUCCACCACUACCCUCCCUCUCAAUGUUCCUUUCGCUCCCUUUUCCCGAUCAGAAAAAAUCGGCCGAAUCGCCGACUGGACCCGCAAUGUCAACAAUCCCAACGCAAGUCGCCCGAACGCCAACAAAACAGCGUCGGAUUCAGUUUUUGACUUCACCGCCGAUGAUUCCUUUCCCGCUGCAACUGCUGCCGGUGAUGAUUCAACAUUCCGCCUUGUAGAUGGAAAACCUCCUCCCCGCCCCAAAUUCGGGCCCAAGUGGCGGUUCAAUCAACACCGGCCGCAGCUUCCACAGAGACGUGACGAAGAGGUGGAAGCUCGUAAACGGGAGGCGGAAAAGGAACGGGCCCGCCGUGACCGGCUUUACAACCUCAACCGUUCCAACCAAAACCAGCCACGUCGCGAGGCUGCCGCUUUCAAGUCAUCGGUGGACAUCCAACCAGAGUGGAACAUGCUGGAUCAGAUCCCCUUUUCAACCUUUUCAAAGCUUUCAUUCACAGUCCCAGAGCCAGAAGAUCUACUUCUUUGCGGUGGUCUCGAGUUUUACGAUAGAUCUUAUGAUAGAAUCACCCCCAAAAACGAGCGUCGUUUGGAGAGAUUCAAAAACCGAAACUUUUUCAAAGUCACUACUACUGAUGAUCCGGUGAUACGGCGACUUGCGAAUGAAGAUAAAGCUACGGUCUUUGCAACAGAUACUAUCCUCGCAACGUUGAUGUGCGCGCCUAGGUCGGUGUAUUCAUGGGAUAUUGUGAUUCAGAGGGUCGGCAACAAGCUCUUUUUUGAUAAGAGGGAUGGUUCCCAGCUUGAUUUGCUUUCGGUGCACGAGACCUCACACGAGCCUUUGCCAGAGGCCAAGGAUGAUAUGAACUCUGCAUAUUCAUUGAGUGUUGAAGCAGCUUAUAUUAAUCAGAACUUUUCACAGCAGGUCUUGAUUAGGGAUGGGGACAAGGUCGCUUUUGAUGAGCCCAACCCCUUUGCAAACGAAGGAGAGGAAGUUGCCUCUGUGGCCUAUAGGUAUAGGCGGUGGAAGCUUGAUGAUGAUAUGCAUCUUGUUGCCCGCUGUGAGGUGCAGAGUGUUGUGGAGGUUAACAGGCAGAGGUCAUUUUUGACGCUGAAUGCACUUAAUGAGUUUGAUCCUAAAUAUUCAGGAGUUGAUUGGAGGCAGAAGUUGGAGACUCAAAGAGGUGCUGUUUUGGCCACUGAAUUGAAGAACAAUGCCAAUAAAUUGGCUAAGUGGACUGCUCAAGCUCUGUUGGCCAGUGCAGAUUUGAUGAAAUUGGGUUAUGUUUCAAGGGUUCAUCCAAGGGACCAUUAUAAUCAUGUGAUAUUGGCAGUAGUUGGAUACAAGCCAAGGGAUUUUGCCGCCCAGAUUAAUUUGAAUACAUCUAACAUGUGGGGGAUUGUGAAGAGUAUUGUUGACUUGUGUAUGAAGUUGAAAGAAGGUAAAUAUGUGUUGGUGAAGGACCCAUCCAAACCUCAAGUGAGAAUUUAUGAAGUUCCUGCUGAUGCGUUUGAGAAUGAUUAUGUGGAGGAGCCUUUGCCUGAGGAGGAGCAGGUUCAGCCUCCGGGUGAGGACACUGAGAAUGUAGAGGCAAAUGGAGCUGUGAAUGAUGUUGAAGAUAAACAGAUUGAUGCUCAAGCUUAAAGUGGUUUUGGCAAGAAAAUGAAGCGGCUGUGGUGCUGUUUGCAAUUGGAGCUUUACUCGCACUCCCUCAUUGUCAUUUUGGCUCAGAGUAUUGCCUUACUGUUCCUUUUUUUUUUUUUUUGAGUCUUCCUAUUUACAUUGCUGAUGUUUCAAUGUGGUUGGAAAGAUUUUGCAACAUUAGAUACUUGCCUUUUUGAGAUUCAGUAGCGAUACAAUAAGACAUAAAUAUUCAUAUGAUUGUAAUUUUGUUGGUACGCCGUUGGAGUUGUAACUUAUGUUAUUUUUGCCUA